AUGGGCCUCGAGCCCGGGCCCAGGCUCCGCGUCCACGUGGAGGACGGCGGCCGCUUCGCCCUGCGCGCCGCCGGCGCGGGCACGGACGAGGCCGACUCGGCAUCGGCCACCGGCUCCGCCAGGGGCGACGCCUACGACGCUGUGCUGGUCGACGCCUACGACGCGGCAGGCGCUGUGCCGCUGGAGCUGUGGGGCGGGGGCGGCGCGCUGUGCAGGGCGCUGGCCGCCGGCCUGCUGAACAGGCGCGCCGGCAUUGUGGCGACGAACUUCCUGCCCAGCGUCGACGUCGGCCCGCCGCUGGCCGCCUACCGCUCAGCUCUCGGCGGCGGCGCCAGCCUGGGGUUUUCGGUGCAGGCGAAGGGCUCUGGCAACCGCAUCGCCGUGCACGCCUGCGGGGGGCCCCCCGGCGCCGCUGGCUGGAGCCGCGCCGUCCUGCGGCAGCGGUUGGAGGCCGCAGCGCGGCAGGUCGACGGCGCCAUCGGGUGCAACUUUGACAUGGCUGAGCUGGCUGUCAGGGGCCUCCAGUAG
Prorocentrum cordatum is the source of this 528-nucleotide messenger RNA. NCBI's taxonomy places the organism in Eukaryota, Dinophyceae, Prorocentrales, Prorocentraceae. The record is from the annotation of a GenBank genome assembly.